Molecule: messenger RNA, 1154 nt
Organism: Saprolegnia parasitica CBS 223.65
Lineage: Eukaryota; Oomycota; Saprolegniomycetes; Saprolegniales; Saprolegniaceae
Exons: 4
Coding region: 1-1134 (377 amino acids)
Source: RefSeq, a predicted model, not a curated record
AUGCGGUCCGAGGUCCUCGCCAUGGAGGUCGACGCCAAGAAGGCCGAGAAGCGCGCGUACAACCGCAUGAAGCAGCGCGCGUUCCGUAAGAAGAUCGAGGACGAGCUCCAAUCGCUGCACAGGACCAUCUACGACCUCGAGCUCGAGACGACGACGCUGCGCCGCGCCGCGACCGGGCCGUUGCCGUGGGCCGACGUCGCCGCCGCCUUGAGCAAGUCGACUGAGGCGACGCUGCACACGAACCGCGCGCUGCGGAGCGACGUGGCGCGCGCGCGGGUGUUGGCGCAGACCAUGCACGCCUGGGUGCGUCGAACGAUACCGCAUGCGCCGCGGGAACGGUACUUUAGCAUGGCGCCUGCGACAUUGCCGGCGUCCUGGGAGGCGCGCCAGCUCGGCUUCAAGUGGAUCACGGACCGGUUGUACCACCACGCGGAGCAUUUGCUCCAUGAGCAUGGCUUGUACAAGGGCGAGCAAAAUGUGACGUUUGGUGAGAUUACCGUCCACACAACAGAGAACGGCACGCACGAGUACUUCACCAAGUACCAGCGACGCGUCUCUGCGCCGUUUGCCGCAGUCUGCAGCGCGUUCGAGGUCCUCUGCACGACAGGCGCCCGGGACUUUGUGCUCUCGGGACGGAGCGCACUCGACGCUCAUAUUACGUCGCUCAUGGACGAAGAGAUCGUCUACUCGCAAGGCGCCUGCACGCGCGAUGGCGCGCCGUGGGUCGACAACAAGGUCUGGCGCACGUACCGCAAGCCGCACGAGCUCGUCAUCGUCGGCCAAAGCGUGCACAACGACCCACGCCACGCAACAACGUCCAUGGAACGGGUCCGCUGCAACGUGGUCGUCGUGACCGCCGUGGAUGCAACGACGACGCUCGUCCGGCAGCUCAACAUCAACACACACGCCUACACGCGCGACGGGUUUGUGGCGCCGGACGUCGAGGCGCGGCAGUUCAACGUGCUCGUGCCACCGACGUCGUGUGCUGAGGACCAGCUGUCGCAGCUCGCGCAGCACAUUCGCAUCGUCCGCAAUGCCAUGUUCCGAGGCGGCAUGAACGCGAGCCUCGACGCCGCGAUCGACGCCGCCCGUGCGCGUCCUGUCUCUAGUGUAGUAGCCAAAGUACCCUUAUAAUACCGGGUUGGAUCGAGCCA